This is a messenger RNA of Chelonoidis abingdonii (Abingdon island giant tortoise), 8377 nucleotides long. NCBI's taxonomy places the organism in Eukaryota, Metazoa, Chordata, Testudines, Testudinidae. The record is from RefSeq and is a predicted model, not a curated record.
UCGAAAGGCUCAGCAUGCUGGUGAUUCUCCUCAACUGUGUGACGUUGGGCAUGUUCCACCCCUGUGAAGACAUGGCCUGUGAUUCCCCGCGCUGCAGGAUUCUCCAGAGCUUUGAUGACUUCAUCUUUGCCUUCUUCGCUGUGGAGAUGAUAGUCAAGAUGAUUGCACUAGGGAUUUUCGGGAAGAAGUGCUACCUGGGAGAUACAUGGAAUCGCCUGGAUUUUUUCAUUGUCAUAGCCGGCAUGCUGGAAUACUCCCUGGACUUGCAGAAUGUCAGUUUCUCAGCUGUUCGGACUGUCCGAGUACUUCGGCCACUCAGAGCCAUUAACAGAGUUCCCAGUAUGCGCAUCCUGGUCACGCUGCUCUUGGACACACUGCCCAUGCUGGGGAACGUCCUCCUCCUCUGUUUCUUUGUGUUCUUUAUCUUUGGCAUCGUGGGAGUCCAGCUGUGGGCAGGGUUGCUCAGGAACCGCUGCUUCCUACCUGAGAACUUCAGUCUGCCCUACACGGUAGAGUUGGAAAAAUACUAUCAGACAGAGAAUGAGGAUGAAAAUCCCUUCAUCUGCUCCCAGCCUCGAGAGAAUGGAAUGCGUUACUGCCGCAGUAUCCCGACACGGAGGGAAGAAGGCCUGGAGUGCACCCUGGACUUUUACGCCUAUAACGACACCACUAACACCUCCUGCGUCAAUUGGAACCAGUAUUACACCAACUGUUCUGCUGGGGAGCACAACCCCUUCAAAGGAGCAAUCAACUUUGACAACAUUGGAUAUGCAUGGAUCGCAAUAUUUCAGGUCAUCACGCUGGAGGGCUGGGUGGACAUCAUGUACUUCGUCAUGGAUGCUCACUCCUUCUACAAUUUCAUCUACUUCAUCCUUCUGAUCAUCGUGGGCUCCUUCUUCAUGAUCAACCUCUGUCUAGUGGUCAUCGCCACCCAGUUCUCUGAGACUAAGCAGCGAGAGAGCCAGCUGAUGAAAGAGCAGCGGGUCCGCUACCUAUCCAAUGCCAGCACGUUGGCCAGUUUUUCGGAGCCGGGUAGCUGCUAUGAUGAACUUCUCAAAUAUCUGGUUUACGUUGCCCGUAAGGCCAGCAAACAGCUGGUCAAAGGCUAUAGAGAGGCAGGGUUCAAAAUGGGUCUCCUCUCCAACCCGAGGAAUAAGAGUGGGGCCGAGAGGCAGCCAUGCAGACAUCGGCAGAGGAAAAGGUCAUCAGUACACCAUCUGAUUCACCACCACCACCACCAUCACCACCACUACCACUUGGGUAAUGGGAACCUGCGGGCACCACGUGCCAGCCCUGAGAUCAGCGAUGUGGAAACCAGCUCACUCCACAAUGGCACCAACAGGCUCAUGCUUCCUCCCACAACAUCUAAUCCCCAUCCUGCCUCUAACGCUGCUGCCAGCAACACAGAGUCCGUGCACAGCAUCUACCAUGCAGAUUGCCACUUUGAGCCCAUCCACUGCAGGUCAUCCCUCCCUCAGCCUGGCUUGAGUUUACCAAGCACAGAGGGGCUCCCCAAGAAUGUGGUUGGCAGGAAGGUGUAUCCCACCGUACACCCAAGCACCUCCCAUGAGAUGCUGAAAGAGAAAAACGUGGCAGAUUCUACAGUGAACCCUGGGGCCAGCAUGCUAACCAACCUUAAUAUCCCUCCUGGGCCAUACAGCACCAUGCACAAGCUUCUGGAGACCCAGAGUACUGGAUUCUUUUCAGUCCACAGUACAGAUACAGGAGCUGGCUUUCCAGGUGCCUGUCAAAGUUCUUGCAAGAUUUCUAGCCAGUGUGGGAAACUGGACAGUGGUUCCUGCAAUCCAGACAGCUGUCCCUACUGCAUCAAGACUCUGGCCCGUGACCUGGAGCUCAUGGACAAUGAGAUGGCGGACUCGGACAGCGAGGAGGUAUAUGAAUUCACCCAGGAUGCCCACUACAGCGACCAGAGGGACCCUCAACGAGGGAAAACCAAAGGCAGGAAAACCAGCCAAAUCUUGGCUUUCUGGAAAGUGGUUUGUGAGACGUUCCAGAAGAUUGUGGACAGCAAGUACUUUGGCCGGGGGAUCAUGAUUGCCAUUCUGAUCAACACCCUAAGCAUGGGGAUUGAAUACCAUGAGCAGCCUGAGGAACUCACCAAUGCCUUGGAGAUCAGCAAUAUUGUCUUCACAAGCCUCUUUGCCCUGGAGAUGCUGCUGAAAGUCCUCGUGUAUGGUCCAUUUGGGUACAUCAAAAAUCCAUACAACAUCUUUGAUGGGAUCAUUGUAGUGAUCAGUGUCUGGGAGAUAGUGGGACAGCAAGGCGGGGGUCUGUCAGUUCUGCGGACGUUCCGUCUCAUGCGAGUCCUGAAGCUGGUCCGCUUCAUGCCUGCCCUCCAGCGCCAGCUAGUUGUCCUUAUGAAGACCAUGGACAACGUGGCCACCUUCUGCAUGUUACUGAUGCUUUUCAUCUUCAUCUUUAGUAUCCUGGGGAUGCAUCUCUUCGGCUGUAAGUUUGCUUCGGAGCGAGAUGGAGACACCCUGCCAGACAGGAAGAACUUUGACUCCUUGCUAUGGGCCAUCGUCACGGUUUUCCAGAUUCUGACUCAAGAAGACUGGAACAAGGUCCUCUACAAUGGCAUGGCGUCUACCUCUUCCUGGGCUGCUCUCUACUUCAUCGCUCUUAUGACGUUUGGGAAUUACGUUCUCUUUAAUCUAUUGGUGGCCAUCCUGGUGGAAGGUUUCCAGACUGAGGAAAUCACCAAGCAAGAAGAUGCGAGUGGGCAGUUAAGCUGUAUUCAGCUGCCUGUCGACUCGGCAGUGAAAGGCAAACUGGGAGCAAAAGAACAGGGAGAUGCUUCUAAGUCUGAUUCUGAGGGGGAUCUUUUCCCUCAUAGCCUGGAAGAAGAGGGUGGACUUAAGAAAAACUUGUCAAACCCAGCCUUGAUGGUACUGAGCGACCUCCCAGAGCUGAAGAAGAGUCUGACCCCACCUCUGAUCAUCCACACAGCUGCCACCCCAAUGCCAAUGCCAAAAAAUGCCGUGUUCGGAGAUGCAACUCGGGGCUAUGAAUCUCGCAGGGCCAGCAGUGUCUCCAUGGAUCCCAAUGCCUAUGAACUCAAAUCACCAUCCAGCAUACAGAGCUCCCCCCACAGCCCUUGGAGUGCAGCCAGCAGCUGGAAUAGUCGCCGGUCAAGCUGGAAUAGCCUGGGACGGGCUCCCAGCCUGAAACGCCGGAGCCAGAGUGGGGAGCGCAAGUCCCUCUUGUCUGGGAAUGGGAAGGAGAGUUCAGAGGAAGGGGAAAGCUCAGACGAGGAAAGGUCCAGCCGUGCUGGGAGCGUUAAUGGCUCUUUACCUCACCGCAUGGCGUCACUGGAAACUAAAGGCUCGUUCGAUCUCCAAGAUACCUUGCAGGUGCCUUCCCUGUACCGAACCAGCAGCAUGCACAGCAGCCGGACCGCUGCAUCAGAGCAUCAAGACUGCAAUGGGAAAUCCUCCCCAGGAGCCUUGUUACAGCAGCUCCAGUUGGAUGACGAUGAUGGUGAUGAUGAAGGCAACCUGAGCAAAAGUGAACGUAUGAAGGCUUGGAUAAGGGCACACCUACCUUCCUGGUGCAAAGAAAGGGAUUCCUGGUCUAUCUACAUCUUUGCUCCUCACUCUAAAUUCCGUCUGAUGUGCAAUAAAAUCAUCUCUCACAAGAUGUUUGAUCACAUCGUCUUGGUUAUUAUUUUCCUGAACUGCAUUACCAUUGCCAUGGAACGGCCAAAAAUUGAGCCCCAUAGUGCUGAACGAAUUUUCCUAACACUGUCCAACUACAUCUUCACAGUAAUCUUCCUGGCUGAGAUGACAGUUAAGGUGGUGGCGCUCGGCUUGUGCUUUGGGGAGAAGGCCUACCUGAAGAGCAGUUGGAAUGUGCUUGAUGGGGUGUUGGUUCUCAUCUCAGUCAUUGACAUCCUGGUUUCAAUGGUAUCGGACAGCGGCACUAAAAUUCUUGGAAUGCUGAGGGUCUUGAGGCUGCUGCGAACACUCAGGCCAUUAAGGGUCAUUAGUCGAGCACAAGGACUGAAGCUGGUGGUGGAAACCCUGAUGUCAUCCCUGAAGCCUAUUGGGAACAUUGUGGUCAUCUGUUGUGCUUUCUUCAUCAUCUUUGGAAUCUUGGGAGUCCAGCUUUUCAAAGGGAAGUUUUUUGUCUGCCAAGGGGAGGAUACCAGAAACAUCACAAACAAAUCAGACUGUGCAGAAGCCAGCUACAAAUGGGUCCGGCACAAGUAUAAUUUUGAUAAUCUCGGCCAGGCCCUGAUGUCUCUGUUUGUUCUGGCCUCCAAAGAUGGGUGGGUGGACAUCAUGUAUGAUGGCCUCGAUGCUGUAGGAGUUGACCAGCAGCCAGUUAUGAACUAUAACCCUUGGAUGCUCCUCUACUUCAUCUCCUUCCUGCUGAUUGUGGCCUUCUUCGUCCUCAAUAUGUUCGUGGGGGUCGUGGUGGAGAAUUUCCACAAGUGUCGGCAGCACCAGGAGGAGGAAGAAGCCAAGAGACGGGAGGAGAAGAGACUUCGCCGGCUGGAGAAAAAGAGAAGGAAUCUAAUGCUGGAUGAUGUAAUAAUGGAGAGCUCAGCCAGUGCAGUGCAAGAAGCACAGUGUAAACCCUACUAUUCCGAUUACUCUCGCUUCCGGCUCCUGAUCCACCAGAUGUGCACAAGCCAUUACCUGGAUUUGUUCAUCACUGGAGUUAUCGGCCUCAAUGUGAUCACCAUGGCCAUGGAGCACUAUCAGCAGCCAAAGGUUCUUGAUGAGGCACUGAAGAUUUGCAAUUACAUCUUCACUGUCAUCUUUGUCUUGGAAUCUGUUUUCAAGCUGAUUGCCUUUGGGUUUCGCCGGUUCUUUCAAGACAGAUGGAACCAAUUAGACCUGGCAAUAGUGCUGCUGUCUAUCAUGGGUAUCACUUUGGAAGAGAUUGAGGUGAAUGCAUCAUUGCCCAUUAACCCCACCAUUAUCCGGAUAAUGAGGGUGCUAAGGAUUGCUCGAGUGUUAAAGUUACUGAAGAUGGCUGUAGGGAUGAGAGCCCUGCUGGACACUGUCAUGCAAGCACUGCCUCAGGUGGGGAAUCUCGGUCUUCUCUUCAUGUUGUUGUUUUUCAUAUUUGCAGCUCUUGGAGUGGAGCUAUUUGGCGACCUUGAAUGCGAUGACACUCACCACUGCGAGGGACUAGGGCGGCACGCCACUUUUAGAAACUUUGGGAUGGCCUUUUUAACUCUCUUCCGGGUCUCAACAGGAGACAAUUGGAAUGGGAUAAUGAAGGACACGUUGCGUGACUGUGACCCGGAGUCCACCUGUUACAACACAGUCAUCUCGCCCAUGUACUUUGUCUCCUUUGUGUUGACGGCCCAGUUCGUCCUGGUGAAUGUGGUGAUUGCAGUGCUCAUGAAGCACCUGGAAGAGAGCAACAAGGAAGCCAAAGAGGAAGCAGAGCUGGAAGCGGAGCUGGAGAUGGAAAUGAAAACUAUCAUCCCAGGCCCAAUCCCAGCCUCGGACCUCUUUGCAUGGACAGGCGGUAAUGGUGGAGAAAGGCCUGAGAGCCCCAGAGGAUGUACCAAUCCCAUGCAAUUCAAGGUGGAUUCUCAGCUCUCAUUAUUUUAUCCUAUGGAAAGACACUUGUUUGAUACCAUAUCACUGCUGAUCCAGGAAUCUCUGGAAGGAGAGUUGAAGCUGAUGGACAACCUGUCAGGCUCUGUGUGCCAUCAUUAUGCCCUUCCAGCUCCUGAGUAUUACAACUCUGAAAAACAGAUCCCUCUAGCUGAGAUGGAGGCUCUGUCUCUGACGUCAGAUAUUCUCUCUGAAAAGUCCUGGUCCUUAGCUCUGACGGAUGACUCUUUUCCUGAUGAUACUAACACACUCUUACUUAAUGCUCUGGAAAGCAAUACUGAUCACCUCUCCAGAGACGACACCCUGACACUGUCCCCUAGCAAGGACUUGCUGAGUGUGAGAAAGCCUUCCGUAGGUCGCACCCACUCUUUGCCAAAUGACAGCUACAUGUUCCAGCCUCCGUACACAGGCUCCUGUGCCAACUCCCAGGUCGAGAGGAACGCAUCUCAUCAGAAAUCGCAGUCGGGUUCAACAGCCUCCGUGCAGUCGCAGCCUGCUGACACCAGUUCUCUCCUGCAAAUCCCAAAAGAUCAUUUUCACCACAUAAGACCUCAUGGCAAUUUGAACUGGGAAAGCAAAUCCAAGAUCCCCCCAACUGUGCAUUCUCUGUCUGCAGAAAGAUUACUUCGUAGGCAGGUGGCAAUAAGGAAUGACUCCUUGGAUAUGUAUUGCUCUGAAAGCAAAGAGAAUUUGCAGGCUGAGGUGAAUGAACUCUCUGAUACAAAUGUGCCAGCUGGAUCCACAGAGGACCCAUCAGAAGCAAGUAAAUCGGCCUGCUGGGGCCGAUCAAGUGUUCGCACUCAGCAUUCCCACAAUCGGUAUAAUAUAUCCAAGCACACACCAGCUUUGUGUGCAUGUACAGGCUCAUAUCAAGAGACACUUAGAGACUCGAUAGACCAAGACGUAUCUGAAAUAAACAGCUCUUUGGAGCCUUUCACUUCAGGAACUUGUACAGCCUUGAGUGCCUGUUCAGUGGUUCCACCUCUAACUCCCAAGAGGAACAUAGGGAAUAGCAGCAAUGUUACUUUAAAGGACCUGAAGAAAUACUACAGUGUAGAUACCCAGGGUCUUCUCAGAAAACCAUCAUCUUGGUUAGAUGAUCAAAGGAGACAUUCAAUAGAAAUUUGUUCCAUGCAAAGCAGCCCUCAGCACCAUUCCACAUCUAGCUCUUCUGGCUUCAUAAGUCAGGUCUUAAGUGAAAUGGAAGGCUUGCAAGGAGCCCGGCAGAAGAAAAAACUGAGCCCCCCGUGUAUAUCUAUAGAUCCACCAGAUGGACAAAGUUUGUUACCUAGAGGAUCUCAUGGUAUUUCACCACCCAGUGCAGACAUUUGCUUGCGAAGGCGUGCGCCAUCUUGUGAUUCCAAGGACUCAAUGGAUAUAGGAGAUUCACUGCUUCCAGACAGUAUGUCAACAUCUCCUACCCCAAAGACAGACUUGUUGACUCUUCCUAGUUUUUCCUUUGAUCAAGCAGAAAUGGACCCCUGAAUUAUAUUUCUGUUGGUGCCAAAUGUUUUCUUCCUUUCAUGUAAUAAAAAAAAAUACAAAUUAAAAACAAACAAAAAAACCCUCUGUAUUUUCAAAUGGCACUGGGUAAAAAUUUCCAAAGAAAGUUGAAAGAACCAGCUGGUUAAAGAGUGGUUAACCUAUAUCACGCUUACUUAAGCAUAUGUUCUGCUUAGGUAAAAGCAAUACAUUGUGCAGAAUCUAUAUGUAUAUUAUAUUUUAUUAAAUUAAUUGACUCUAGUAUUGCGGGAUGUAGUACAUUUUGUGACUAAGAUCUUGUUUAAUUUUCUUCUAUUUUAUGUAUCUCAGAAUAUUUCUGAGAUAAGGUUUGGGUUUUAUGGACAUUUUAACAUAAAAUACAUAUUUAAUCCUUUUUUGUUUUGUUUUGGUUUGGUUUUUUGCAAAGCACAGGGUAUAGCCAAUUAGUGCAUUACAGAGGAAAUAUAUUCCACAGUCAACAAGGAAGGAGAAUAAUUUUGAACUGUAAUGUAACCCCUUCCCCCCCUUAAACUUAAUAGUUUUCUGUGGAAAAUAGUCAUUUGAAUAUUUCACGAAUGCAAUGGAAUUCUUUUUAAUAAUCGAAUAAUUUUCCAAACUAAAGUUAACUCACCCAUCAGAGUCAAAACAAGUGUAUUAGAACAGGAAUGUACAAUAUGCUGACAGAUGCAUGAAGAUUUCUAAUGUAAAGGGAAUUUAACUGCAUACUAGCAUGACACAAUAUUGGUUUAUAAAAAGAUAUUACAUAUAUUGCCACUGAUGAAAAUGGUGGUUCUUAACAUGUCAAUGGAUGCAAUUUUCAAAAGCACCAGGUGAUUUAAACGCAUAAUCCCAUCGGCACUUUUUACAAUUUUACUGACUAUCUUUAGCUACCUAUAGCCCAAUCCUGAGCUCUCCUGUCAGCAGUUUUACACUAGUCUAAGUCUAUUGAGUUCAAUGGAGUUAUUCCUACUUGCACCUAUGAGAGAGGAAAAUCACACCCCUAAGUAAGAUCUACAGUUAGCUAAACUCCAUAUAGCCCUGAUCCAGGAAAGCAUUUAAGCAUGUUCUUAUCAUUAUCCCUAUCCAGCAAAGCACUUAAAUGAUUUCCAAAAUCUAGGCUUAGGAAUUGUUGCACUGCAAUGCCUAACUGAUUUAAGAGCCUAAAUUUCAUUUUCAAAGUGAUUCAGGCACUUAGGAGCUAAAUACUAUCAACUGCCCAUGGGAUUUUGGCUCCUAAUGCCCAAAUCUCUUGUAAAAUUAGAUGUAGGCUCCUAAAUCGGUUAGGCAUUGCAAUA